AUGUCUCGUAAAUUUAUUACUGCAACAUUAACUGCUCGAGAUCAUGUGUUACAGUCAAUUUUUUCAAAUUCUUUUCUUUCGCGUUCAAGGAAAUCAACAAAAGCCGAAAGAAGAGCACGUAAAGCCUUUAGAACUAUUACAUUUAUUGUUGGGUUCUUCGCGAUUUUAUGGUCACCAUAUUAUAUUAUGGCAACAAUUUAUGGAUUUUGCAAGGGUCAUUGUAUACCUGGAAUACUGUAUAAUCUUACUUAUUAUAUGUGCUAUUUGAAUUCUAGUGGGAAUCCUUUUGCCUACGCUCUUGCAAACCGACAGUUUCGUUUAGCAUUUCUCAAAAUGUUUCAUAGUGUUUUCAACAAAGAUAAAGAACCUUUUCAGGCAACAAUUUAUGGAUUUUGCAAGGGUCAUUGUAUACCUGGAAUACUGUAUAAUCUUACUUAUUAUAUGUGCUAUUUGAAUUCUAGUGGGAAUCCUUUUGCCUACGCUCUUGCAAACCGACAGUUUCGUUUAGCAUUUCUCAAAAUGUUUCAUAGUGUUUUCAACAAAGAUAAGUGA
This is a messenger RNA of Dracunculus medinensis (Guinea worm), 552 nucleotides long. NCBI's taxonomy places the organism in Eukaryota, Metazoa, Nematoda, Chromadorea, Rhabditida, Dracunculidae. The record is from the annotation of a GenBank genome assembly.